UUAAAUCCUACGACAAACUUAUGGUAGCAUCAGGACUCAGAUCAGAUGCUGAGUUAUCUCUUCCAAAGGCAGACACAGAUCUCCAAUCCGAAAUUAUGAAGACAACAAGGGGGAGAGCCAUUCUUUUGAACCAAGAUCAACAAAAGCAAGAUAUUGGAUUGUCAACAGUAAACUGUCUUGCCUAUGCAGUUGCCCACAUCUACAAUGACAUGUGAGGCACUGUCUGGUUCAUGUACUUGCUGUAUUUCAUCACCUACACGGCUGACUAUGGGCCUAAAGUGGCCUCUGCAGCUCUGCUGUCAGGCCAAAUUACAGAUGGAAUUGCAGCCAACUUAAUUGGGUUUCUGAUCGACAAAACAAAGACCAGGAUUGGCAAAACGACCCCAUGGUUCUUAUUUGGAACUUUCUUGACCAUGCCCAUGUUCUUUCUAACUUUUGGACCCUGAUAUGCUUGAGAUAUCGUUUGAUCAUUCACAAGUCAAGGGUCUUGUAGCUCUAACAUGUAUCAAACAAUCCUAUAUGCAAAUUACAUAAUUGUUCCUGCUUUGCUCAAUAUUGGAUGCGCAGCAAUCCAAGUUUCGACCAUGUCCAUCAUUGUGUCGAUUACCUACGACCAGGCGCAGAGAGACUCCUUGAUAUCGUACAGGAAUGCAUGCACGUUCGGAUCGAACUUGUUCACUCUUUCGAUUGCUCUACUGUUGUUUAAGUUUGUUCCGGAUGGAAUCUGGCAAUUUAGAAUUCUAAUCUGCAUUUGUACUAUUAUCGGAAUCAUUACCAGUGUAUUCUAUUUAUACGGUAUUCGAGAAGUGGAUUUAUCCUUAAAAGCAUUAUCUCAAGACAUCAAAUUCUCAACUUGGUCAGUCGAGUCUGCUGGCAACUCAGUAUCCCAUUGGUGGGAAUGGCUGUCGAUUCAGCAGUUCUACUACUAUGGCCUUGCAUAUACACUUGCUAAGAUGACGAUAAACCUGACAAUGAUGCUGAUUCCAUUCUAUCUGGUUCACGUGAUGAUGUUCAAGCAGGCAGAAGAAACUCCAACUCCGCUAGCAAUUGCAUCAGUUCCGCUUGCAUCAUACUUUAGUUCGAUGGCUUUCACACUGAUAAUAUCGAAAAGACUCAACAAGUACUUCGACCAAAGAAACAGGCUAAUAGGGUUGCUCAUAUCUUCUUGCUUAGUUGCAAUAUCUUCACUCCCUUUCCUUUGGAUCACAGUUAGACUCCACUGGGUCAUUUACAUCUUGGUGGCAAUUCAGGGUCUCGGGAUGGCUCUGGGUCUGAACAUCACCAGCAGUCUGAUCUCUGACAUGCUUGGGAGAAACAGCAAGACCAAUGCCUUCGUGUAUGGAACUUAUGGACUUUUUGAUAGAUUCGCUAGUGGGGCUGUCUUAACAAUAUGAGCAACAGUGAUAGAGGAAGAGAAGUGGCUGAGAAUCCUAGUUGGGAUCAUCCCCAUGUGCACUAUGUUAGCUGCGUCCAUCCUUGUCAGAAUUGCUGGAAGAAUCAAAUAAUUUCAACCAUAAAUAAUCCUCCA
Molecule: messenger RNA, 1528 nt
Organism: Moneuplotes crassus
Lineage: Eukaryota; Ciliophora; Spirotrichea; Euplotida; Euplotidae
Source: the annotation of a GenBank genome assembly